CAAAAUUGUUUACUUUGACUUACACGAUCUUACCAAUUAUCCGUCUGAGCUACAAACCCCCCUUCCCCCCCACCUGAUAACCUUAGUUACUUGAGCAAUAAUACCAAUCCUAAUACAAAAAAAAACACUUCCACAUAAGUAAGUUCGUAUUAACAACUUGCUCAUUCCCUGCGUCACCAAAGAGAAAAAAAGAGAAAGAAAGAAAAAAUCGUACGGUAUAUCGUCAUUUGUUAUUGUCGCACUUUAAUGCUGCGGUGCCAUUGGCCUGGCUUCGGCUUCGCAGUAGUUCGCUGGUUGCCCGUCGCUAAAACCUUCUGAGCAAAGCGGCUGCAGGGAUCCGUGCAGGAUAAGCCUCUUUUCGACUAGCGCUGCCUUAUCGACGAAGGCGGUAAGAACUUUUUGGGUGGGGUGUUGCUGCGGCGGAAUUUUUUUACUCGAGGAAAAAGGAAGAAGAAAAAAAAAAAAAAUUUUGGAGAAAGUAAAGAAUAGACAAGCUAAGCUAGCUCUCAACUUUUUUUUUUUUUUUCACCUUCCUCUUCAACGAGUCUCGAGUCGCGUCCAAAGUUCUUCUCUUUUCUUUUUCCCUUUUUUUUAAUUCUUUUCCAUAAACAUCAUUGCAAUUUACAAGUAACCCCAUUCUACAAACCAUAGCACUUUAUCAUUGUGCUUCCAAUUACUUUUAAUCUAACUCCAACUUAUCAUCCACAAUGCCUGUGCUGCCUGUCGCCCUCUACGGGCUCGAGGUCCCCGCGCAAGGUGUCAUGGUUCCCGCCAUGCAAGAAGAGGCUUUCCAUGGCGCUUCUUAUCGCAUCACUAUGGCUGCUCUCGAUCCCACCGAAGCGCCUGAACCUGAUGCUGAGGGCAACAUCCCCUCCGUCCCUCGUUCUACUCUCAAGCUCAUCCGCAAGCGACCCUCUCUCGAUGACGAGCUUGAUGACGAAUAUCUAGACCGGCUCAUGGGUGGCGGUGAUUCGGAUGAAGAUGACGAAGAGGAUUCUGAUGAUGAGACCAAUGGCGGUCCUAGCGACCCCGCUAAGUCCAAGAAAGCUCGACGUGCCGCUGCUCUGCAAAAGCUUAUCGAAGCCGCUCAGGAAGAGGAAGAUUCCGACGAGGAGAUGGAGGACGAUGAGUCUAAGACCAAGGCCAAGGCCAAUGGUGUCGCUAAGGCCAGUAAGAAAGGCAAGGGGCCCGCUACCUCCAGCGACGAUGAGGACGACGAUGAGAGCAUCGAUUCUUCUACCCUAGAUCUCGAGGAGCUUGUUGUCUGUACCCUCGAUACUGAACGUAACUACCAACAGCCCCUUGACAUUACCAUUGGUGCCGACGAGGAGGUAUUCUUCGUCGUCAAGGGUACUCACACCAUUCACUUGACUGGAAAUUACAUUGUCGACCCCGACGAUGUCUCUUCUGACGAGGAAGACGAGGAUGAAGACGACUACGACAUGGAGGGUAUUGAGGAAUAUGACUCUGACUCCGAGGCGGACGAGCUUGACGACCUCCAGGACCCCCGUGUCGUAGAGAUAGACACCGAUGAGGAGGAGGCCCCUAAGCUAAUCGCUGCCGAGACCAAGAAGGGCAAGAACAAGCGUCCUGCUGAGGAGGCGGAGACCCUCGAUGACUUGAUGUCCAAGGCUGAGGAGACCAAGCUGAGCAAGAAGCAACAGAAGAAGCUCAAGAACAACAAGGGAGAGCCCGUCGUAAAGGAGGAUGCCAAGGCUGAGCCCGCUAAGGAAGCUUCCACCAAGGGUGAUAAGAAGGUUCAGUUCGCCAAGAACCUCGAACAAGGUCCCACCGGUCCGGCCGCCACCGAGAAGGGCGCUACUCCUGGUGUCAAGGUUGUCCAAGGCGUUACCGUCGACGACCGCAAGAUUGGAACCGGCCGCGUCGCAAAGAAGGGUAACAAGGUCGAAGUUCGAUACAUCGGCAAGCUUCUGGACGGCAAGGUUUUCGAUGCCAACAAGAAGGGAAAGCCUUUUAGCUUCUCGGUAGGAAAGGGAGAAGUUAUCAAGGGUUGGGACAUUGGUAUCCAGGGCAUGGCGAUUGGUGGCGAACGCCGACUCACCAUCCCCGCUCACCUCGCAUACGGAAGCAAAGCUCAACCCGGCAUUCCUGCCAACAGCACACUAGUGUUCGACGUCAAGCUGAUGAACAUAAAAUAAAAUAAGCGCGAGCUAGGAACCCGCGUGUAGCAUUUCCUUGCCAUUUCCUUACCUGCAGAUACCACUACGGUUGUACUCCUAUGUUUGGUUUUUUAUUUCCUCGGCGAUUCUUUUUCGGAUCCAGUUUUACGGUCACGAUCCGUUGACGAGUCUCAUAAUGUUGCGCUGUUGGGGUCUCCGACCUGCGCGAAUCUGCGAGGAUCUGGCGUCUCGUCGGGCGCAGGAAGCAGAUGUUGUCACAAGGGAUGACGAGGUCUGCGUUGCAUUACAGGCGUACAAUUUUCGAGGGAGGUUGGGUAUCCUCUCCGUGCAGAUGCUUUGGCUGGUUUUCUAUUGAUAGUUCUGAUACUCUCAGAUAGACUGGCUAUACUAAAUUAGUCAUUUUCGGUUAUAA
Molecule: messenger RNA, 2553 nt
Organism: Daldinia caldariorum
Lineage: Eukaryota; Fungi; Ascomycota; Sordariomycetes; Xylariales; Hypoxylaceae
Exons: 4
Coding region: 708-2159 (483 amino acids)
Cellular component (GO): nucleolus; chromatin
Molecular function (GO): macrolide binding; peptidyl-prolyl cis-trans isomerase activity
Source: RefSeq, a predicted model, not a curated record